GGGGUGGGGCUACGUGUGGGUGACGUGGCGGCUUCUAGGCUCCAGUCGGGUUUCCGCGGCUUCGGCCCCCGCGGAGGUGGCGGAGGCGGUCUGGGAGAUUGUGGCAGUGGCAGCGGCGGCAGGCGGCAGACAGGAGUCCGAGGUUAUGCGUCUCAAUGAUCCCGCGGAAACGCUACGGGUCUAAGAACACGGAUCAGGGUGUCUACCUGGGUCUGUCAAAGACACAGAUCUUGUCCCCUGCAACUGCUGGCAGUAGCAGCAGCGACAUCGCCCCUGUGCCCCCACCAGUGGCCCUGGUCCCUCCCCUUCUUGACACCAUGUCCUGCCGGGACCGGACCCAGGAGUUCCUAUCUGCCUGCAAGUCCCUGCAAAGUCAUCAGAAUGGAAUCCAGACGAACAAGCCGGCCCUGCAUGCUGUCCGGCAGCGAAGUGAAUUCACACUCAUGGCCAAGCGCAUUGGGAAAGACCUCAGCAACACAUUUGCCAAGCUGGAGAAGCUGACUAUCUUGGCAAAGCGCAAGUCUCUCUUUGAUGAUAAAGCAGUGGAAAUUGAGGAGCUAACAUAUAUCAUCAAACAGGACAUCAAUGGCCUCAAUAAACAAAUUGCUCAGCUUCAGGAUUUCGUGAGGGCCAAGGGCACCCAGAGUGGCCGGCACCUGCAGACACAUUCCAACACCAUUGUGGUCUCCUUGCAGUCCAAAUUGGCCUCCAUGUCCAAUGACUUCAAAUCAGUUUUAGAAGUGAGGACAGAGAACCUGAAGCAGCAGAGGAAUCGGCGGGAGCAGUUCUCCCGAGCACCUGUGUCUGCCCUGCCCCUUGCUGCCAACCACCUGGGGGGUGGUGCUGUGGUUUUAGGGGCAGAGUCCCGUGCCUCAGGGGAUGUGGCCAUUGACAUGAUGGACUCUCGGACCAGCCAGCAGCUGCAGCUCAUUGACGAGCAGGAUUCCUAUAUCCAGAGUCGGGCAGACACCAUGCAGAACAUUGAGUCUACAAUUGUUGAGCUGGGCUCCAUCUUUCAGCAGUUGGCGCACAUGGUUAAGGAACAGGAGGAAACCAUUCAGAGGAUCGACGAGAACGUGCUGGGAGCCCAGCUGGAUGUUGAUGCUGCCCAUUCAGAGAUCCUCAAGUACUUCCAGUCAGUCACCUCCAACCGGUGGCUCAUGGUCAAAAUCUUCCUCAUCCUCAUUGUCUUCUUCAUCAUCUUUGUGGUCUUCCUUGCCUGAACCCUGUCUACUCUGAGGCACUCCGUGGGGGGUUGGAGCCCUCCUGGGAGGGCAGGUGGCCGGUACUGCCACUGAGCCUGUGCAGGGUGCUUGGGAGAAAGGCCCUGUUUCCCUGGAACUGCUAAGAAUGGCCACUGUCCCUUGAUCCCCCAGCCUUGUCUUGCCUCUGGCUACGCUGCCUCCCCUCACCACCCCCAGGACCACAAACUACACAGGGUUCUGGAUUCGGACUCUGCUGUGAAGUGGCUGAAAGGGAGUAGAGGCCAGCUGGGGGCCAGCAGGGAGGCUGUCUCCACUAGGAGAUUUUUAUAAACCCUUCACAGCCUCUCCCAAAGGAAACUGUGGGAGCAAGGGGAGAUGAUGUCCUUCCCCACUUUCCUGAGAGUGAGGAGAGGAAUAGAAGCUGCCCCAGGGACCAACUUUCCCAUCUGGGUUAGAACUUGACCUCUUUCUUUUUCCUCUCUUCACCAUGUGAGGCAGAGGGCCCAGAGCCCUUUGGCUGCCUGCACAACCCCCCGACAUUGGCUGCUGGUGACUCAAUCUGCCAAAUGCACUGCAGCCUGUUUUCUCCCAAUUACAGCAAGACUGUAAGCCUC
Molecule: messenger RNA, 1819 nt
Organism: Choloepus didactylus (southern two-toed sloth)
Lineage: Eukaryota; Metazoa; Chordata; Mammalia; Pilosa; Megalonychidae
Gene: STX5
Product: syntaxin 5
Exons: 11
Coding region: 156-1223 (355 amino acids)
Biological process (GO): vesicle fusion; intracellular protein transport; endoplasmic reticulum to Golgi vesicle-mediated transport
Cellular component (GO): endomembrane system; Golgi membrane; SNARE complex
Molecular function (GO): SNAP receptor activity; SNARE binding
Source: RefSeq, a predicted model, not a curated record